UGCCAGCGACCAAAGGUCACUUUGAAGCCCAAGAAAGACUUGCUGCUGCGCGUUUCUGUCUUCGUGGGACGUUUCCUCGUGUGGGCCAUGACGGGGCCACCCGUGAGCAGGGCUCUCCUGACUCUUGGUCUUCUUCUCUCCGUGACAUGGAAUUCCGCCGGCGCUCACAAGUUUUCUGAUUUCAAGCUGUGCGCAGAUGAAGACUGCAAUGCCAUCAUGAGCCAUGUGAAGGCGCUCAGGGAUUACGAGGCUCCGGAUUGCCGCUACCUUUCCUUCAAGGCCAAGCAGAGGAUUCAGGUGUUCAUGAAACUCACCGGCGAGUCAGACUCCCUCUGGGCUGGCAGCUGUCAAGGGAAGAUUGGAUUUUUCCCAAAAGAUGUUGUCAAAGAAGUCCAGCCAUUUCUGAACGCAAAGGAGAUCAAAUUUCCGUCAAAGGAGAGGGACUUUCGUUGUCUCGAUGGAGAAUAUGUUGGGGAAGAAAACGACAGCAGUGAGGACAUUGAAGACAACUCAGCUGAAUUGGACUCGGCCGAAUUGGCUGUGGGCAACCCUGAGGUUGAGGAGUUCAUUGAAGACACCUCCUCGGAAGAGAACAUCAUCGGUUCUGGAGAGGACGACAUCUUGGCCGAAAGGGCCGACUUGGUAAAGCCUCCAGAGAAAACGUCCACCGGCAUUACCGCCACCAUGCAAGGGCUUCUGUCCAACACGGGAGGUAUCCUUGGAUGGUUCAGUGGAGACAAAGCUCCAUCUCAGUUCGAAACGGGCCCGGCGGCAGGUGACGCUGCAGGGCCAGGAGAUGCUGCUGAUCUGCUGAGCCACGUCGGCGACGAUCAGCAGGCCCCCCCAGGUGGCAACGCAGAGCUGGCAAGCGCCGUUGCGCAGUCGCCACGUGGGGACAGUGGGGACAGUGGUGCCGUCUCAUCCACGCCAGGUGACGUCGCGGCGGAACACGAGCAUGAGGUGCCUACAUCUGGAGAUGAGAUCGCCAAAGUGCCACCUGUGCCUGGAGGGUUCCUUAAUAACGUGCAGAGUCUCGUGAGUGGUUUCAACUUCUUCGGAUCUAAGCCGACACCAGACGACAAGCCCGCUGGUACAGGUGGGAUCGUUACAAGUGAAAGGAGCGAAGAGACAAUCUUGAAAGACCGUUCCCCGACUUCUCAGCCCAUAGAUGAAUCUCAGGCCUUGGUUGAGGCUUCAGCCCCAGAUAAACCCCCAGCUGAUGCUUCAGCAGAUCUGAGCAAUAAUGCGAACGUUGAAGUGAUUACAAAAGACCCACAGCUGCCAAGCGCAGAGCCACUGGCGGAUGGGAACACGCUUGUGUUAACAGAGGAGAGCAACGGUGGGGACAUCAGCGUAUCUCCCGACACCUCUUCUACUGGUGACCGUGGAGGUAAGGUGGAUUCCACUGAUGGUAGCUUUUACAAUAAUGCCAAAUGGAUGUUCUCAGGGUUUGGAAUGUUCCCCAACAACAAAGCCACUGGCCAAACUGAUGGCGCUAAGCAGCAGUCGAGCAUUGACGGAAACUCUCCAGAAUAUCUCUCAAAUGUGGAAAUAACUUCCGAAAAGGCAAUACCUGAAGACACUGCGCCGACAGCCAGUGAGAUUAUGCCAGUGGCUGGGCAGUCACUCAAAGGGCAUGAUUAUUAUGUCAUCUCAGAACAAGAUGAUGCUUUAUCUCAAGCUGAAAACCACACUUUCGAAUCGGAAGUCCAUGACUAUGUUCAAAUCGAAAAAAAAUUGGAUGAUGGCAAUGGAGGUGACAGCUCGUCUCAGCAGAUGCAAGACCUGGUGGUGGAUACAGGAGAUGGAAAAGCAGCAGAAAUGCCUCUGGAUGGGGCAGAGAACAAAUCUCCUCAAUCGAGGUGGUUUCCUGGCUUUUUGAACCAUGCCCAGGAGGUGACUAAACUGUUUAAGAGAAAAACGGCCAAGGAUAAGAUGAGCUCAGAUGCAAAGGACAUGGCGGCACCCGGUAAAGUGUUUGAAACAAAUGGCCAAGGGCAACCACCUCAGCUAGCUACAACUGGAGGCAUGGCAAAUGAAGGUGAUCAGAAUGAAAACACAACCCUGUGGCCAGAACCUACACCUGCCAACAGCUCACAGGUUCAAGAUGGUAUUAGCCAAGAAGAACAUAUUUUGCAGGUCAAAAGUCACAUGCAAAAUGAAACGGAGGAUACCAUGGACGUUGCUCAAGAUGAAAAUGGUGACUUGGAUGGCGAUCCAACUUCUGUUGAUGCUGUCACAACAGAUUCAAAGGAUUCUGCAAAUGAAGAGGAAGGAAUAAUAUUAUUGGAGCACCAAGAUAUCGAUAAUGAAAAACAAGAUGCGACUUUACAUCAUGAGAAAUCUGACUCUGACGGAUUGAAUGUUGAAAGUGAUGAAUCAGUUGCUGUCAGCGAUGAGAAAACAGAAGUUGGUCAUGGUUCUGAUGUUUCAGAUGAUGCACUCCUUAGCACUGAUAGCGAUUGUGCAAAGAGUAUUGAUGAAGUGACUGAUGGCACAAGAUCUGAGCAUGACAGUGCUUCUAUCAAUGAUAUUACCCUUGAGAAUGAUGACAAUGCACUUGUGAAUGAACGCCCGCCAAGCCCAAAUGAGGAUAGAGACAGGUCAAACGGUCUGUUUGAAGGCCAGCUGUCAUCUGAAUCGGUAACAGGUGACAAUGCGAGUAUCGUAGAAGAUGGCAGUGACCUUAAACCAAGUGAACAACCUUCUCUGGAAGAAUUUUCACCAAGUGAAGAUAGCCUUGAAGAAAGUUCACUUGAGCUCAAUGCAAAUCAACCAUUUGAAUACCAAAGUGACUAUGUGGACGACAGCAUUGAUCAAGGUGGCACAGAACCUCUACCAACUCAACUUGAACCUGAAGAGAGUUCUCAGGACCAAAUUGAAGUACAACAACAUGCAACAUCAACGGUUGAAGACACCGAUGUGGAGAAGAUAGCGUUGCAUCGUGGAGAAGAUGCCGUUGAAUCUAUGUUUGAAAUGCUUCCAAAUGUAAGUCAGCCUGAAGCCACGCAAGGUGAAGCAAAGGAAAUUUUGUCUUUCGAACAAACUGAAGCUGCUACAGAAGGUGAUGGUGUAGGUGAAGCCUCGCAUGUUGAAGAAACUCCAAUUGAACAAAAUAAACCUGAAGUUGAUUCAUCAAAGAUAUUGGAAGGCAAUGUAUAUGAAGAAUCAACUUUUAAGUAUCAUGACGGUGCUGCCAAAGAUGGUGGUGUGCAUGAAGAUGACACAUCGUUGGUUGAUACAUCUCUGCAACAAGCGCUUGAGCCGGAACAUGGCUUAGUGGAUAACAUGGAAUACGAACAUCAUGAAGGCCUAGCUUCAAAGCUUGACACAGCUGAUGUGGAAAGCGAUGGCAUUGAUGAAAAUGAAACAUCGCCUGCUGAUGAACUUUUGCAAUAUCCACAUGAGACUGAAAUAAUUCCAUCCGAUCCACGUGAAGAAUCAGAUGUGGAGCUUCUAAAAAAUUAUGUCGAAAGUAAUGGAGCAGAAGAUGGUGAAACUUUUUCUGGUGACGAGACUUUGCAAACUUGGAAUGAGAAUAAAGAGACUCCAUCAGACCAAGGAACCCAAGUAGGAGAUGACCCGCAUGAAGACUUAAUUUUGCAUCAAGAGGACAAUUCUCUAGAAAGUGACGAUAUUAAGGAAGAAUUACACAUCAAAACGCCACCAAAUCCACUUGUCACUGAAGAUCAUAUUGGCGAAAGCGUCAAUUUGAAGAACGAUACCAUAGCUGAAGAGGUUAAAAACGAAGACACUAUGCCAUCUGUUGAAGUGGUUGCACACACAGUGAAUGAGCCCGAAGAUGACUCAAGAAGCUUGAAUGUAGUAUACCGAAAUGACUUUUCAGACGAGCCACAGGAGUUAGGCUCUGUUGCUGAUGUUGACGCUGAAAAUGAACACGGCAUCAUCGACAGCGCACAAUUUGUCCCUGAACCUGAAAUGAGUGGCACCACAUCUCAGUAUGCCAACAGCAAUUUUGAUCCCGGAUUAACGGAUCCUGAAAUGAUGGCUAGUGAGCGCAUACAGCUGGAUGAGCAUGUAACAUCAAGCCAGCAGGACAAUGCUGACACCAGCACAGUGAUUGGGUGGCGUGAGCCUACCAGUGACGCCGAAGUGAUGGAUUAUAUGGGUGCGGGUGCAGGAACGGUUGACGUUUUGAUCGUUAGCGAUCAAGGUAAUUUGGCACAAAAGGAGCCGACUGUAGAUGCUGUUAAAGCGAGCUACACUUCCACAGGCAGCAUCGUGGGGGAGAACGACGACACGACGAGUGACGCGGUCGCUAUGGAAAUGCAAAACCAAAAUGAUCGCUCAGAAUCUGAGAUUAUUGUUGCACCGGUACGAGAUAUGGGAAUGGUGAGCGAAAGACGUACGGACGAUGAUUUGGUGCCAGAAGUCAGUGUUGCUGAAAACGUAGAUUUAAUAGACACACGCAGUUCUCAAGACGCAGGCGACGCGUCUCAAACACUGGUGACAGCAGAAGCUGAAGUUCUGCACGGCGCAUCUCAGGAACAAGAGGACCAACCCAGCGACAGCUCUCCGACAUCCGGAGAGUCCCAGGCGAUGCUGGAAGAACAAGACAUUGUGAAGGAACGUUCAGUCACGAAGCUAGGAAAUGAUGCCCCCAUUGUGGCUUCACAUAGAACUAAGGAGCAGGAACCACGGUUGACCAACUCAGAGAUUUCAGAAUCAAUAGCAAAGGUCGGAAGGGUGCACCGAUCUUAUGUGAAAGCAGGUCUUUCCGAGUCCUUGGACGAACCGAUGUUGGAUGUUGGUGUUGGGUCGCUGCCGGUGCCAUGGCUCGUGUCCAGGCUGGACCAUCUGCUCCUGAGGGCCUCCACCUCCGUGUGGCCAUCGCUGGCACCCACAGUCACCCUGAUGGUGCCAGACUGGGUGUGCCCAGGUGGAGUGAAGAACGUUCGGCAGUUCACUCCAUUGGCCAUGGCCGCCCUCGGCGCUCUGGGGGUCAGCAGCCUGCUCCUGGGCUUUGUGUUCCGCCUCUGCUCUGUGAUAAAGAAUAGAAGAUGUCUAUCGAGGGAAGCAAAACUGAUGUGCCAGGUAGCUGCUCUUCUCCAGGAAAAAUCAGCACUCGCCCUGGAAAUCAGCAACUGCACUCAAAAGUUGGCAGCAAAGCAAGACGCCGAGGAGGAGCCGCUUCGUCAGGCGGGCUCGUCGGGACACGUGGCGGAGCUGCGGGAGUCGAAUGCUGAGCUGCGGCGCCUCGUGGCUGAGCUGCGGAGCGCCGCGAGCCAAGUGACCGCGGCGCUGAGUGACGUCCGCAGCGAGCACCGGGGGCGCCUAGACCAGGCGUCACCAACGAGGGACGAGGAGGACGAGGAGGACGAGGAGGGGGGAGAGAAUGAGGAUCUGGGAUCUAAGCUCGUUGAGGCAGAACAUCUCCUGGCUGCCGCCCUGAGCAGAGUGGACGUCCUUGCUGCCACCCUGCAGACCUCGAUCCAGAGCAGAGACAGCCUUGUGAGUGGCACCGAGCAGCUGGAGGUGGAGGAGCUGCGACGUUGCAGGGAGGAGGUGGCCGCUCUGCGGCGAGGCCUGGAGGAGGCGAGGUCCACGCAGGCCGCACUGGACACCACCCUGGCCGCCAGGUGCUCCGAGCACCAGAUGAUGUCGGAGGGUCUGCAACAGCUGGAGUUGCUGGGUGGGAGCGCGUUGGGUGCCGACGGCCCGGGAGGCUCCUAUCCGGUGUGGGCGUCAAGCGAGCACCACGCUACCAAUGCCGUGCUGAUGAAGGCCACGAUUGAGCGUGUGGAGGGCGAGACUCUGAGACUCGGGGAGCAGCUGCUGAGCGAGGAGAGAGCCACCCAGGAGCUACGAGAGCGGGCGAGCGCCUUGAGGAGGGAGUGCGCGGCGGUGCGGCAGGACGAGGAGCAGGGCCGGAGAGGGGCGGAGGCGCUGCGCGUGCGCCUCCAGCUGCUCACCGACAUGCACCGCGGCACGGACGCGUCGCUCAAGAGGGAGUUGUCUGAAAAGGAGAACUCUGGGCAGACGAAGGCUUCUGCGUGUUCAGAGGCUGAACAGAAAGCACUGCAAGCGAUGGAGGAAGCCACACAAUACAAGCAGCGCGUGAGUGACCUCAAAAGGGAGCUCAGGCAGACGGAAGACUCCUUCAGGGAACAAAUUUCUACGCAAGAGAAGGACAUUCACGAGCAGUGGUUUGCUGCUUGCAAGGCCAAGAGGGAGCUCGUGGAGGUCAGGAAAGAAAUGAGCGUGCUCCAGAGGUUGUCCGAGGUGAAGGGCAGCGCCACCCAACUCGUGCACCCCACGCCAAGUCGCCCUCCCACCGGCCCGCCACUGGGCGCCUUCCCCCCUGAACCUACAAGCGGAUUGGUGCCGGACAGGAGGCGGAGCCUCCCAUCUCCUGGCCCCCCUCAACACAGGGGACCCCAGCACCACGGAUCCAACAGCUCCCUGGCAUCCAGCUGCAGUCUGGACGUCGAUAAUGACGGACGCCUGGCUGUGGCGCCACCACGACGGCCAUCCUCCCACUGCGGAGCUCCGCUCUCGCCACCGCCCACCCUCGGAGGCUCCUUCACGGAGCCCUCGCCUUUCCGACCUCGCCGAGGAGGCCCUCUCUCCCCGCUUUUUGGAGCUCCGCGCUGGUGCCCCGCUGCACCGUGGGGACCGCUCUCGCCUCCAGGGAGCGACAUGGGCCCGAGGCGCAACCUCUCCCCGCUGAUGGACCCCCGCAUGCUGCUGCCCAGCCUACCACCUGCUGCUGCUCCUCUUCCACCUCCGCACAGGGGCUUUGCGCAGCCUCCUAGAGCGUUUCCUCCAGCACGGAGCCCAGCUCCGCUGUACGGCCCAGCCCCACCGUACGACCCACGCCACGUGCCUUGCAUUCAGGGCCGGGCAAACCAAGCUGAAGGCGCGAGAAGCCAGGCGAUGUCACCGCCUCCUCCGGGCCCUCCGAGAAAAGCGUCCACCCCAAAGUAAACUUCCCAAGGCUGUAGCGGCUCUCAUGGAGCCGUCGCAGCAAGCUCACAGUGGUCUUCCUCUGCAGAGGGUGACCCAAGGGAAAUGUGAAAUGUCCCCGCGCUCUAACCAGUGCUGGAUGGUGGUAUUGAGCCACUGGUGAAGAAGACGCAUUGCGACGGCGGGGACCAGUUUAUCCACAGCACAACAAACCGCCGACUUCUCACCAAGUGGCGCAGCCUCAACGGGUGGUGGAUAAUGGACCGAGGAGCGACGAUGAUCAUUGUUGUCAACUCCGCUUUGGGUGCGAACUUGCAAUCUAACCUUCGGAGGGCCUGCAGCUUUACCAAGGGAGUUCCCCACUCUUCACGGCAAGGGUUUAUACAAGCAAGACGAGUCGACGUUCCCUCGUGAAUGGAAUACUCCCGUGCGCCAAUUUCCUAAGAGCGGUUCCUUCACACAAGCCAGUGAAUGUGCACUGCUGUUAAGGAGACUCUGCGUUUUCUCUCAACUCGCCAGGUUGGUCAGGGAAGUUUAUAAGAUGUGAUGAUAUACCCCCCCCCCCCACUUUAUCCCACCACAAGCAAGUUGGCAAUCAAAUUCAAGCCAUAUGACAUGGGUGGAAACCAAAAAUGUACCAAGGUUGUCCAUCAGAGAUUUUAACUGACAUGACAAGGCAAUUAACUGGGGAAGCUUGGAUUGGGGAGUAAUUUACCAACCUUUACACCACGUUACAUAAUGAAACACUGCCUUUAAUAGAUAUGACAGUUAACGCUCUAUAAACCAAAGAUGAUUCAGGUUGCCUAAUUGUAUUCAUUCGUGGUUGUGCUGUAGAGUUCUCCAAAUUGUUCGCUGCUACUCAUUCGUUGUGGGUUGGUGCCCAUGUGACCACAGACAUGUUGGAAAGUCAACCAAUUACAUUAAGUUUAAAUAAAGCCAAGACGCGUUCAACAUCUUGACACCCAUUCUACGUAGGCAGAACAAAUGUUGUAGAACAUAGUUGACUAUUACACGUGUUUUUGUUUUAUUUGUGCCAUCUCACUCCAUUGACAGAUGGUGACAAUGAGGCUGUGUCAAACCUGUAAGGUCGCAGGUCGAUUGUAAAAAGCUGUGAGUUGUGACAGAAGGAAGUGAUGGCAAAGUGACGUGGCAUCGAUUAAAAUGACCACGAUGACUUAUUGGAUGUUGAUUAACUGCUUAUGUGU
Messenger RNA from Lethenteron reissneri (Far Eastern brook lamprey), 8132 nucleotides. RefSeq names its product transport and Golgi organization protein 1 homolog. NCBI's taxonomy places the organism in Eukaryota, Metazoa, Chordata, Hyperoartia, Petromyzontiformes, Petromyzontidae. Gene Ontology annotation, cellular component: endoplasmic reticulum membrane; endoplasmic reticulum exit site. The record is from RefSeq and is a predicted model, not a curated record. Gene Ontology annotation, molecular function: protein binding. Gene Ontology annotation, biological process: vesicle cargo loading; protein secretion; endoplasmic reticulum to Golgi vesicle-mediated transport.